Molecule: messenger RNA, 7462 nt
Organism: Mycena citricolor
Lineage: Eukaryota; Fungi; Basidiomycota; Agaricomycetes; Agaricales; Mycenaceae
Source: the annotation of a GenBank genome assembly
CUUGACUCUCCUGCGAUGGCGUCGACGACGGCGAGCACGGCACCAGACGUGCUCGCAGGUAUCUUCGCGGGACUGAAGAAUAGGAACCCGGAUGUCCGGCUCCAAAGUGCAGUCGAACUCAGACGCUAUGUGGCACGAAGUGCCGUAGACAUACCUGGAGACGACGACAACAUCAGCCGAAGACUCUUCGAGCUCAUCCACUCGCAGAACAGCACAGAUAACAUCGGUGGACUAGUGGCUAUUGACCACCUCAUUGACGCGGAAGGCGAAGUGACCAUCGACUCCUCACACAAUCUAUUCCGAUUCUAUAACUACGUCAAACACCUCCUCCCCAAUCCAGAUGCGUCGCUGAUUCUCGCGGCAUCCAAAACCCUUGGUCACAUCCUCGCCGUCGGCGGGCCAGCGUUCGGAGAGAGCUUCAUGGAGCACCAAGUGCCCGCUGCGAUUGCGCUGACCACAUCGACACACAGCGGUGGGGACAAACACGACUCUUUGGGCAUGGCGCGAUACGCUGGGGCACUGAUCCUCAAGGAACUCGCACUGAACAUGCCCGCACAAUUCGUGCCCCACCUUCCGAACGUCCUCGACCACGCAGUUCUGGCGCCGUUACGCGACCCGCGACUGGUCGUGCGUGAAGCUGCGGCGGAGCUCCUUGCGGCGUGUUUGGAGAUUGGAGCACAGCGCGAGCGUGCAGGCGCGCCACAGACCAGCGCGUACUUGGCCAAGAUCUUGGCGGAUGCACAGGCUGGAUUGAGGAUGACGCAGCCGGAAGUGAUCCACGGGAGUUUGUUGACGUAUCGUGAGCUCCUGCUGCAUGCCGGCGGGUUCCUAAAAGAGUCGUUCCCAGACACCGCCGAAUCUAUCCUGGCGUUCCGGACCCAUCGAGACCCCGCUGUUCGGCGAAUGGUGGUCGCGAUGAUUCCGACCCUCGCAAGCUACAACACACCCGCUUUCAAGGAACACAUCUUACACAAGGCCAUGGGUCAUUUGUUGACUUUGAUUGCCAUCGGACACACCGCAACCUCAGUGGGAGCUGACAUGCGACAAUUUCUAGACACGAUCAUGAGUCAUAUCAAGGCUCGACUCAAGGAGAAUGCAGCAGCGGCAGCCAGCAGCGGGAAAAGCAGGCCGGUGGCACCUCCCUCACCCGAUCCAUUACUAGCUGCUUUGGGGUUACUAGCAGCGGCAGUUGGGCCGACCCUGACGAUUCUGCUACAUGAUCACCUGCACCUGCUAUUUGCAGCGGGUUUGAGCGAGAGCCUAAGGGUGUGUUUGGCUCAAAUCGCACGUUCCAUUCCACCGCUUCUCGGAGUCGUACAAGAGCGACUGCUAGAUCUUCUGUCCCACAUUCUAAGUGGGACCCCAUACACGCGGCUUGGAGCACCGCCAUUACAGACCAGUGCGAGUGGCUCCGGACAGACCAAUGGGACGUCAUCGGGUGCAGGAAGCGUGCCUCCGCCCAGUAAAGAACUGCUCACUCUAGCAUUAAACACGCUGGGGAGCUUCGAUUUCGGCGGACACAUCCUCACCGAGUUCGCUCAAGCCAAUGCGCUUCCGUAUGUAGAGGACGAUGCACCCGAAGUUCGUCGCGCAGCAGCACUGGCCUGCUGUAGGCUGUUUGGUGGCGGCCCAGGAACAUCUUACGGAUAUCCCUACGGGCGAGGGAGCCAUCAUCAUUCUCAUCACCACCAUCAUUCUGCGACAGAAAGCGCUGGAGCUGCCGCUGACCUGUAUGCGUUGACAAUGCAUGGAUCAACCUCCGGGUCUGGCAUCAACAGUGUGGGCUACAACUAUGGGAUGAGUCUAGCAGGGAUCGGUGCUGGUGCUGGUAUGGGCACUGGGCUGAAUACUAUGGACGCCGGUGGAGUCGGUGACCAGACGAGUGCUCAUGCUGUGGAGGUGGUCAGUGACGUGCUGGGCAAGUUGUUGACUGUGGGUAUCGCUGAUCCUGAUCCAUCCAUCAGAAACAUUGUUCUGAGCUCCUUGAGCGAGCAAUUCGACCGUCAUCUAUCUCAGGCAGAGAAUGUUCGCUGUUUGUUCAUUGCCCUCAACGAUGAGGUGUUCGAAAACCGGAUGACGGCUGCUGCUUUGAUUGGAAGAAUGGCCAAGCAUAACCCGGCUUAUGUGAUGCCGUCGUUGCGCAAGACUUUGGUGCAGCUCUUGACUGAACUGGAGUACUCAAACGUCGCUGUCAAUCGAGAGGAAUCGACACGUCUGUUGACAAUUCUCGUCAAAAGCACCGAACGAUUGAUCAAGCCAUACGCGCUACCGAUGUUCAGCGUCCUUUUGGAGAAGAUCAAGUCCGCUCAGGCCGGAGGAGUCUCAGCGAGCACCUUACUCUGCAUCGGGGCUCUCGCCAGUGUCGCGGGCGAAGAUGCGCGCGAUUUUCUGCCCGAGUUGAUGCCCACCCUCGUUGCAGGACUAGCCGACCCCUCUCUCGUGAAACGUGAAGCUGCCUUGAGCUCGCUAGGGCGUGUUUGCUCCAGUAGCGGCUACGUCAUCACACCCUUGAUUGACUACCCUACGCUCUUACCGACUUUGGGAAGGCUGUUGAGGGCGGAUGUGGGUGGACAAACCGGCCAAGUCGAAGCAGUGAAGCGAGAGGUUGUGCGAGUGAUGGGUGUCUUGGGUGCCAUGGAUCCCUAUCGGCGCAAGACCGGAACUGAUGCUGAGGCCAGCACAGAGAUUGCUCUGAACAAAGUGCCACUGACGAUAGCAAGCACCAGUUCAUCGACGGACGAUUACUUCCAAUCGGUCGUCGUCGCUGCAUUGGUCCGAGUUCUCAAGGAUCCAGCGUCCAGCUCUCAGCAUCAUACCGUGAUCGAGGCAAUCAUGUCUAAUUUCAAGACUCAGGGGCUCAAGUGUGUCAGCUCCCUACCAGAAAUCAUGCCUGCGUUUAUCGCAGUGACACAAACAUCUACCCCACGAUUGCAAGAGUUCCAUCUACAGCAGCUCGCCAUUCUUAUCGGUAUCAUCAAACAGCACGUGAGAAACCACGCUGCCGACGUGCUCGGGCUUGUGACUGAGCUGUGGGACAACUCGACGCUGCAGACUCCGAUCGUGGUCCUCAUCGAAGCCGUCGGCCGAGCGCUAACAGCCGAAAUCAAACCCUUCCUGCCGGCCAUCCUGCCGCUGCUGCUAAAAGUGUUCCAGGUGGAAGGCGAGCUGAGCGAGAAGCGGAUGAGCACCCAGCUCAAGAUCUUCGAUGCUUUCCAGACGUUUGGAGCCAAUAUCGAGGAAUAUCUGCAUCUCGUUGUGCCCAUCAUCAUGCGCACCGCGGAGUCUAAUUUUGGGAGCAUCAGCCUUCGACGAAAAGCGAUUGUGACCAUCGACAGGCUGUCGAAGGUGGUCAACUUUUCGGACCAUGCGAGCCGUAUCGUGCAUCCUUUGAUGCGUAUCCUGGAAAGGGCACCAAGCGAGUUAAGAGUUGCUGUCUUGGACACGUUGUGCUCUCUGAUCGCCCAACUGGGUUCCGAUUUUGUUAUCUUUGUGCCUACAAUAAACAAGUGUUUGCUCCGGCACCCGAUUCAACAUGCUGUCUACGACCGGGCCGUGAACCAGCUAUUGAACGGCGAGCGAGUGGUACAGGAACCGAGUACUUCGCAGAUCAACGAGCCUAAGGUUUCGGAAUUCGCUGUGGCCGAGCCAGCAAAGCUCGCUGUCAACCAAGUGCAUCUGAAACAAGCUUGGGAGACGGCCCAGAUCACAGCUCGCCAAGACUGGAUCGACUGGAUCCAUCGACUUGGUGUCGAGCUGAUUAAAGAGUCGCCCUCCCAUGCCUUGAGAGCUUGCGUGAAUCUUGUCGAGACGAAUACGGUGCUGGAAAAGGAGUUGUUCAACCCGGCGUUCUACAGCUGUUGGAGCGAAUUGUAUGAGCAGUAUCAGGACCAUCUCGUUCGCGCGAUUGAGAUUGCUAUUACCUCGCCCUUUGCACCCUCCGAAGUCAUCCGUCGACUGCUCGACCUCUGUGAAUUUAUGGAACACGAAGAAAAGCCACUUCCGAUCGACCACAGCAUGCUGGGCGAGUACUCGAUGAAGUUCCUCGCCUAUGCCAAGGCACUGCAUUAUAAAGAGCUCGAGUUCUUCAGCAAUCCGUCGCCCGCCAUCCUCGAGUCGCUUAUCUCCAUCAACACUCGUUUGCAACAGCACGACUCGGCGUCCGGCGCGUUGUUGACCGCACGCGAGCAGUAUGACGUCACCAAUACCGAGGAGUGGUACGAGCGACUUGGUCGGUGGCAGGAGGCGUUGACGGUGUACGACGAAAAGGCCGAAUCGGAUCCCAAUUCGAUCGAUGUGCAGAUUGGAAGGAUGCGGUGUCUGCAUGCGCUGGGAGAAUGGGAACACCUGGCGGCCGAGGUUGAUGAAAGAUGGCCACAUGCGAACCACGAGGAGCGAAGGGCUAUCGCGCCGAUGGCGGCUGCGGCUGCUUGGUCCCUGAACGAAUGGGACUCGAUGGACGCCUACAUCGCUACGAUGCGCUCAGAUUCGCCGGAUCGGUUCUUCUACCGGGCGAUCUUGUCGGUGCAUCACAAUCAGUUCCACAAGGCGCAGAGCCAUAUCGGCAAAGCGAGAGAAUUGUUGCAUCCGGAACUGACUUCGUUUGCGGGGAAUGCUUAUGCGAGGUAUUACAAUGUCAUGGUCCGAGCACAGAUGCUUUCAGAGCUCGAGGAGGUCAUCCAGUACAAGCAAUGCUCGGACCAACCCGAGCGACGUCAGACCAUGCGCAGCACCUGGAUGAAGCGGCUGCAGGGUUGCCAACCCGAUGUCGAAGUGUGGCAGCGGAUCCUGCAAGUCCGCACGCUCAUUCUGAGCCCCGAAGACGACCCCACGGCUUUCAUCAAGUUUGCCAACCUGUGCCGCAAGUCGGAUCGGAUGGCUUUGGCGGAGAAGACGAUCAGCUCUUUGCUGUCGCCGGAGAGCACCAGGAUCCUCGAGUACCCCCAUCAGCACACCCAAGCACCCCCGAACGUUGUCUAUGCCCAGCUCAAGUAUAUGUGGGCGCAAGGAUCCCGGGAGACGUGCCUUGCGGAGCUUCGGCAGUUCACAGUCAGCCUCGCGAAGGACUUUGAUGUCGAGUCGCAGGACCAAGCGCAUCGGAAUAGUGUGGGGAUGCCCAAACAGCGGUUGAACGAGCUGAGUAGGCUGCUUGCGAGGUGUUACUUCAAGCAGGGUGAAUGGCAGGUUGCAUUGGACGAGAACUGGUACCGGGAACCGAACGGCUUGAAGGAUGUUCUGCAGUCGUAUUUCUAUGCGACCAAUUACGACAAGUGCUGGUACAAGGCAUGGCACACCUGGGCGAUGGCCAACUUCAACGUCGUCAGUCAAAUGGACAAUGCCCAGGUCGAAGGCAGGACGCGUGACAUAUCAACUGAGCGACUCGCAUCGCACGUGGUGCAAUCCGUGGACGGGUUCUUCCGGUCCAUUGCACUGCGCAGCGAGGACGCACUGCAAGACACCCUGCGGUUAUUGACGCUUUGGUUCAAGUACGGGGCGCACGAGGAUAUCUCGCACUCGAUCGCGUCUGGGUUCUCGAUGGUCAAGAUCGACACGUGGUUGCCCGUGAUUCCGCAGAUUAUCGCGCGGAUCCAGACCCCGCACGCGAGCAUCCGGAGGAACAUCAACGCGCUGCUGACGGAAGUGGGCAAACACCACCCACAGGCGCUGAUCUACCCGUUGACGGUGGCGUCCAAGUCGCCGAGCGAGUCGCGGAAGAAUGCGGCGCUGGCGAUCAUGGACCGCAUGGGCGAACACAGCUCGAAGAUCGUCGAGCAGGCGAGUGUGGUCAGUCGCGAGCUGAUCCGCGUGGCCAUCUUGUGGCAUGAGCUAUGGCAUGAGGGGCUGGAGGAGGCCUCGCGGAUGUACUACACGCUCAUGAAUCCAGCGGGGAUGCUUGCGAUUCUGGAGCCGCUGCACCAGAUUCUGGACGCUGGACCGCAAACUGUUCGCGAGACGUCUUUUGCCCAGGUAUUCGGGACGGAGCUGAGGCAUGCUCGGGAUGCAUGCAGACGGUAUCGUCAAUUUGGUGAGACUCGGGAGCUCGAUAAUGCAUGGGGCAUCUACCUUGCUGUGUUCCACAAGAUCGAGAAGCAGCUGCCGCAGCUGACGGCGUUGGACUUGCAGUAUGUGUCACCAGAACUGCUCCAGGCGAAGAACCUGGAUCUGGCUGUUCCCGGAACAUAUCAAAGCGGACGGGAGAUUGUCUAUAUCUCGAGCUUCGCACCUCGCCUGACUGUGAUCAACUCGAAGCAACGGCCGCGGAGAAUGCAUCUGACGGGCAGCGACGGCGUCGACUACCACUAUAUCCUCAAGGGCCACGAGGAUCUGCGGCAGGACGAACGGGUGAUGCAGUUCUUCACGCUGGUGAACACGGUGCUCUCGGUCGACACGGACAGUUUCAAGCGACAGCUCAACGUGCAUCGCUACGCUGUGAUCCCGCUCGCGCCGAACGUGGGGCUUAUUGGUGUCAUCAAGGAGAGCGACACGUUGCAUGAGCUCGUCCGGGACUACAGGAACUCGAUCAAGCUGCUGCUGAAUAUCGAGUAUCGGUUGAUGCUGCAGAUGGCUCCCGACUACGAAGACCUGCCGCUGCUGAACAAGAUCGAAGUGUUCGAGUAUGCGAUGGACAACACCUCGGGCCAGGACCUGUACAAGAUCCUCUGGCUGAAGAGUGCCAACUCGGAGCACUGGCUCGAGCGGCGGGCAUGCUACACGCGCUCUCUCGCGGUGACGAGCAUGGCGGGGCACAUUCUCGGGCUGGGCGACCGACACCCGUCGAACAUCAUGCUCGAGCGGCCGACAGGCAAGGUCGCGCACAUCGAUUUCGGGGACUGUUUCGAGGUCGCGAUGCACCGCGACAAGUUCCCGGAGAAGAUCCCGUUCCGGCUGACGCGCAUGCUGACGCAUGCGAUGGAGGUCAGCGGGAUCGAAGGCUCGUUUAGGCGGACGUGCGAGAUUUCGAUGCGCGUGCUGAGAGAGAACAAGGAGUCGUUGAUGGCUGUGCUGGAGGCGUUUGUGUACGACCCGCUGAUCAACUGGCGGUUGAUGCAAGCGGAGGCGGUGAAUGAACCGGGAGCGUCUGCUGGCCGACCGGGGAACCUGGAUUGGGUGUCCGCGCGACCGCAAGGGAUCACGCGGCACCUGCGGACGAACGAAAACGACAUUUUUAACGAGACGGGCGAGCAGGAGGUGCGCAACAAGCAGGCGCUGCAGGUGUUCAACCGCGUGCAGCACAAGCUGACGGGCCGCGAUUUCAACGAGGAGGUCGCGCUGUCGGUGCCGGACCAGGUGCAGAUGCUCAUCCAGCAGGCGAUGUCGCUGGAGAAUCUGUGCCAGUGCUUUGCGGGCUGGUGUGCGUUCUGGUGAAAACACUAACUUAUCUACUUGCACUGUAUAUAUGUAUAGCAUGUCAUUCGGACAGUUGUGGACUGCUCAUAUCCGAUGCGAUGAUGCCACAAACACGCCC